CCCCAGUCUUUACUUCCCAUUAUGGCUUCGCACCGCGCACGCUACGACCCCUCCGACGUUCCUAUUCCAACGACACGGGCCCCGCUUUCGUCUUCUGCUACCGUCCGUCGCGCAAAAACACUCACAAGACCCGAGCGCGGCGUCGCGCCCCCUCCUCUCAUUCAUGCCCCAGCCACUCUUUUACCUUCGCCCUCUGGCCAUGUCGCCCAGGCGGAGUCCAGCGGCUGGAGUCCCUGGCGUAUAUUCUCCCGCGUCGUCACCUUCUGGGCACCAGACGUCCUUCUCUCGUCCAUGGGUGGACUGAAGGAUGAUCAGAAGCGCCAGGCUUGGAGAGAGAAGAUGGCGCUCUGCUUCAUUAUUAUAGUCUUAUGCGGUGGUGUCGGCUUCGCGACCGUGGGUUUCCAGAAGGUACUGUGUCCCGACACUUCAGCAUCCACAAGCCGAUUUGUCCGGAAGGGCAGCGCUCUGGGUGUCUUAGGCAUCCAGGGCUACAUGUUCAACGCUACGUCGACCGCCGCUACUAAUGGUGUCGACUUUCCCGCCCUACUCAAGACCCCUGGCCAAGAUAUCACCGUCGUCUUCCAGCGCUCCGCGAAGAACUUUCCUGCUUGCGACAACCUUAACUACCGCGUUGCACUGGAUGACCCUUGCUCCACCGCCAAUGCCCAGUCCACCACCUGUAAACUCGGACCCAUUAAUUCCACGUCGACUUUCUCCGCGCUUUCUCUUCAUAACACGAGCUUUAUUAUUGGAUAUGACUGGGACCAAGUCGCCGAACUCGCCAACUAUAUGGUUAUUGACGGCGCCGUUCUCAACAUGAACCCAUAUAUGGAGCUUCACCCUCACUCCAUUCCAGGAGACAACGCCGACCUCGCCAUUCGGACCAUCCUCUCCGGCCAAGGCUCCAGCGGCCGCGAUGGCACUCGUCUCUUCUACAAUCGCGAGGAUAUCCGUAAGGCCGUCCCCUGCAUGAUCCAGCGGUACUACGCUGGCAACAUUGAUAAGAUCACUCCUGGAUGUUUCGUGUCGCAGCUCCUGCUGUACGCCGGCCUGAUCGUCAUUCUCGGGCUGGUGCUCGUGCGGUUCGUGAUGGCGUGUAUCUUCAACUGGUUCAUGUCCGAGCGCCUGGCGGGGCCGCCAGACGACAUGACUUUAAAGCGAUCCGCGAUCAGUCCAGCAGUGAUGCCUGAGGGCGCCAAUGUUUCCAUCGACAACAAGGCGGGUACUGCUCCGUGGGCGGGUCCUGGCGGGCAACAACGGAAGCUCGGCAAGCCUACAAACAAGUCGGCGAAGUCGUUCGCUACUGCUUCGAGCACGACACUCGCUGAGCCGACAGCGGCGCCCGUCAUCAGCCUCGCUCAAAUCGGUUCCGAGCUGUUCGCUGUGUGUUUGGUAACAUGUUAUUCCGAGGGCGAGGAGUCCAUGCGCACGACACUGGACUCGAUCUCCACUACGACGUACUCCGACGCUCGGAAGCUGCUGUUCAUUGUCGCUGAUGGGAUGGUCACUGGUGCGGGUGAGAAGAAGAGUACUCCGGAUAUCUGUGUCAGUCUGUUGGAUGCGGACCCUCGGUUUGGCAAUCCCCAGCCCAUGAGCUAUAUUGCCGUAGGAUCAGGUGCGAAGAAGGAGAACAGGGCGAUGGUUUAUGCUGGCCAUUACACCGUUGCCGGUCGUCGCACCCCUACGGUGGUUGUGGUGAAAUGCGGUACGGAGCAGGAGGCGGCAUCGGACAAGAAGCCCGGGAAUCGGGGUAAACGUGACAGUCAACUUAUCCUCAUGAACUUCUUCUCCCGGGUGACGUAUAACGACCGGAUGACGCCUCUGGACUAUGAUCUGUUCCGCAAGAUCCAUACGCUUAUGGGCGUGACCCCUGACUACUUCGAGGUCUGCCUGAUGGUUGACGCAGAUACGAAAGUUUUCCCGGAUUCACUGAGAUAUCUGGUGAACUGCAUGCAUCACGACCAGAUGAUCAUGGGUGUCUGCGGUGAAACUCGUAUAGCAAAUAAACGACAGUCCUGGGUCACCGCAAUCCAAGUUUUCGAGUACUUCAUCUCCCACCACCUGGCCAAGGCGUUCGAGUCCGUGUUCGGUGGUGUUACGUGUCUGCCGGGUUGUUUCUCCAUGUUCCGCCUCAAGGUCCGGAAGUCCACGGGCGACGACUGGGUUCCCCUUAUCACCAAACCGGAGAUCAUCAAAGAGUACAGCCAGAGCGAGGUGGUAUCCUUGCACGAGAAGAACUUGCUGCUGCUGGGAGAGGAUCGGUUUUUGACGACCAUGCUGCUACGCUCGUUCCCCAACCGGAAGAUGAUGUUCCUGCCGCAAGCGCGGUGUCGCACCAUCGUCCCCGAUACGUUCAGCAUGCUCCUUUCCCAACGUCGUCGGUGGAUCAACUCUACCAUUCACAAUCUUAUGGAGCUCGUCUUGGUCCGGGAUCUGUGCGGUACCUUUUGCUUCAGCAUGCAAUUCGUCGUCUUCAUGGAUCUCCUCGGCACGGUCGUGCUACCCAUCGCGAUUAGCCUGACAUACAUGCUGAUCGCUGGCAUGAUCAUCACCCCGCCGCAGUCGUUCGAGGAAGCGAUCCCGCUGAUGCUACUUAUCGCCGUGCUCGGUCUGCCCGCUGUGCUCAUUCUCAUCACCACCCGCAAGGUGGUGUAUGUGUUCUGGAUGCUGAUAUAUCUCUUGGCUUUGCCUGUUUGGAACUUUAUCCUCCCUGUCUAUGCGUUCUGGCAUUUCGAUGAUUUCUCAUGGGGUGAAACUAGGAAAGUCGAAGGUGAAGGGAAAGGUGAAGCCCAUGGAGAAGGGCAUGGCACGUUCGACGGGUCGAAUGUGCCAUUACGCAGGUGGGAGGACUGGGAACGGUCCCGCUUGCGCAAGCUUCGCCGCGAGGAGCGCAGAAGAAGAGAGUUCGAGCGGCAGCACGGGCCCGGCUAUGUAGCUGGUGAGGGCGAAUUGCUCAGCAGCCGCUUCGACACCCGCAGUCAAUAUGAUGGGUCCGACACGUACUCGAUCGCUUCUUCCGAAGACGACCACUGGGGAGGCCAGAUUGGUGGAUACAACGAGGGUAGCGCUCAGUAUCCGCCACCUCCGACCGGCCUGUUCGUUCCUGACGCGUCGUCCUCACGGACGAGUCUUGUGGAUGGCUCUGAUCUGGAGGCUAUGCUGGAACAGGGCUUCGAUGACAAGUCGCCAGUGCAGACGCCGACGCGCCAAGUGCCACCGAAUGGUCUGCGGUAUCAGCUCUCCGACGGGCAUGCAGCAUACGCGCCGAUGCAGCGGUCGACAUCACCAGGUGCAUCAACACCAACGUACGUCACUUCGCCCAUGUCUCCCACGAGACCGACGAACGGCGUCAGCUCGGGUGUGAACGGCGAGCGAAAGACGCACGUGAAGAAAAGAAGCGGAGGCAAGUCGUCGUCGGGAGAAGGGUACGGCCCGUUAGGGCCGCUGGAUCCAGGCUCGCGGUUCUGAGAGUGAAAGAGAGACUGGACUCUUGUGUUAUAUUCGUAUGUUUCCUUAUCCCUAUCCUUACCCUCACCCUAUACCCAAGCCACUUCGCCGGAACUCAUUCCUAGCAUCUUAAUACCCGGACGAAGGUGGUCGGGCCCAUCCACGUCUUUUACGCAGCGCAUGCAUUCGCACUCCCCCCUCCCCUCCUUACUCUUCCUAGCACGCUCUCACGGUCGUUCCGCCAUCAUUGCAUCUUGCAUGUGUGUUUGCUGCAUUGUUGAAUAGUCUCAUAUCAUACAAUAGAGUGGGGGUUUAUUGGACUUCGGGGGACGCAUUGAUAUUGAAUCGAGUAAUAGAAUAGUUAUCUAGCGCAUUGUAAGGAUUUAAAUGCUUCUUCGC
Molecule: messenger RNA, 3846 nt
Organism: Gloeophyllum trabeum ATCC 11539
Lineage: Eukaryota; Fungi; Basidiomycota; Agaricomycetes; Gloeophyllales; Gloeophyllaceae
Product: glycosyltransferase family 2 protein
Exons: 4
Coding region: 22-3468 (1148 amino acids)
Cellular component (GO): cell septum; cell periphery
Molecular function (GO): chitin synthase activity
Source: RefSeq, a predicted model, not a curated record